GCAGCCCGGGCCAGCGGGGCCCGCCGCGGUGGCGUUCGCGGGCGCUGCCGCAUUGGCCGCUGCGGCACGGACGGCGCAGCCUCGGGCGCGGCCCGGCACAGGCGCCGGCGGUCCCGGCGAGCUCGCAGCCCGGCGAGGCGCCGGUCCACCCAUGGCCCUCGGGCCGCGGCCCCUGCGCCCACCCUUGAGCGUCGCCUCCGUCUCUCGCCCGGGGCCGCCGAGCCCCCGACACGGGCGAGAUGCUGAACGGCACAGGCCUGGACAAGGCUCUUAAGAUGUCCCUGCCGCGGAGGUCGAGGAUCCGCUCGUCCGUGGAGAUACCAUGUAAGCCAUACGCAGCACUGAGGAUCCCAGGAUUACUGUAAAUAUUUUAAGCACAUUACAGAGACUGAUUACAUGGGAAACUAGGGACCCGUUCAUUCUUCUUUGGGCUAUAAGAAGGCAGAGGAUGAGAUGUCCCGGGCCACGUCUGUUGGAGACCAGCUGGAGGCACCCGCCCGCACCAUUUACCUCAACCAACCGCAUCUCAACAAAUUCCGCGACAACCAGAUCAGUACGGCCAAGUACAGCGUGUUGACAUUUCUACCUCGAUUCUUGUAUGAGCAGAUUAGAAGAGCUGCUAAUGCCUUCUUCCUCUUCAUUGCCUUAUUACAGCAAAUUCCAGAUGUAUCUCCAACAGGAAGAUAUACCACCCUGGUGCCAUUGAUCAUUAUUUUAACAAUUGCAGGCAUCAAAGAGAUUGUAGAAGAUUUUAAGCGACACAAGGCAGAUAAUGCAGUUAACAAAAAGAAAACAAUAGUGUUAAGAAAUGGUAUGUGGCAUACCAUUAUGUGGAAAGAGGUGGCGGUGGGAGACAUUGUGAAGGUCGUCAAUGGGCAGUAUCUUCCAGCAGACGUGGUCCUGCUGUCCUCCAGUGAGCCUCAGGCAAUGUGUUAUGUCGAAACAGCUAAUCUGGAUGGGGAGACGAACCUUAAAAUACGCCAGGGUUUGAGCCACACUGCUGACAUGCAAACCCGGGAAGUUUUGAUGAAGUUAUCUGGAACCAUAGAGUGUGAAGGGCCCAACCGCCAUCUCUAUGACUUCACUGGAAACUUGAACUUAGAUGGGAAAAGCCUUGUGGCCCUUGGGCCUGACCAGAUCUUAUUAAGAGGUACACAGCUUAGAAAUACUCAGUGGGUCUUUGGCGUGGUUGUUUAUACUGGACACGACACCAAACUCAUGCAGAAUUCAACCAAGGCGCCUCUCAAGAGAUCAAACGUUGAGAAGGUGACUAACGUGCAGAUCCUGGUGUUGUUUGGCAUCCUCUUGGUCAUGGCCUUGGUGAGCUCAGCAGGGGCCCUGUACUGGAACAGAUCUCAUGGUGAAAAGAACUGGUACAUCAAAAAGAUGGACACAACUUCAGAUAAUUUUGGAUACAACCUGCUGACGUUUAUCAUCUUGUACAACAAUCUUAUUCCCAUCAGUCUGUUGGUGACUCUUGAGGUUGUGAAGUACACUCAAGCCCUUUUCAUAAACUGGGACACAGAUAUGUAUUAUAUAGGAAAUGACACUCCCGCCAUGGCCAGGACAUCAAACCUUAAUGAAGAGCUUGGGCAGGUGAAAUAUCUCUUUUCUGACAAGACUGGGACGCUUACAUGCAAUAUCAUGAACUUUAAGAAGUGCAGCAUUGCCGGAGUAACCUAUGGUCACUUCCCAGAAUUGACAAGAGAGCCAUCCUCAGAUGACUUCUGCCGGAUGCCUCCUCCCUGUAGCGAUUCCUGUGACUUUGAUGACCCCAGGCUGUUGAAGAACAUUGAGGAUCGCCAUCCCACAGCCCCUUGCAUUCAGGAGUUCCUCACCCUUCUGGCCGUGUGCCACACAGUUGUUCCUGAGAAGGAUGGAGAUAACAUCAUCUACCAGGCCUCCUCCCCAGAUGAAGCUGCUUUGGUGAAAGGAGCUAAGAAGCUGGGCUUUGUCUUCACAGCCAGAACACCAUUCUCAGUCAUCAUAGAAGCGAUGGGCCAGGAACAAACAUUCGGAAUCCUUAAUGUCCUGGAAUUUUCUAGUGACAGAAAAAGAAUGUCUGUAAUUGUUCGAACUCCUUCAGGACAACUUCGACUCUACUGCAAAGGCGCUGAUAAUGUAAUUUUUGAGAGACUUUCGAAAGACUCGAAAUACAUGGAGGAAACAUUAUGCCAUCUGGAAUACUUUGCCACAGAAGGCUUGCGGACUCUCUGUGUGGCUUAUGCUGAUCUCUCUGAGAAUGAGUAUGAGGCGUGGCUGAAAGUCUAUCAGGAAGCCAGCACCAUAUUGAAGGACAGAGCUCAACGGUUGGAAGAGUGUUACGAGAUCAUUGAGAAGAAUUUACUACUACUUGGAGCCACAGCCAUAGAAGAUCGCCUGCAAGCAGGAGUUCCAGAAACCAUCGCAACUCUGCUGAAGGCAGAAAUUAAAAUAUGGGUGUUGACAGGAGACAAACAGGAAACUGCAAUUAAUAUAGGGUAUUCCUGCCGACUGGUAUCGCAGAAUAUGGCCCUUAUCCUAUUGAAGGAGGACUCUUUGGAUGCCACAAGGGCAGCCAUUACUCAGCACUGCACUGACCUUGGGAAUUUGCUGGGCAAGGAAAAUGAUGUGGCUCUCAUCAUCGACGGCCACACCCUGAAGUACGCGCUCUCCUUCGAAGUCCGGAGGAGCUUCCUGGAUUUGGCACUUUCGUGCAAAGCGGUCAUAUGCUGCAGAGUUUCUCCUCUGCAGAAGUCUGAGAUAGUGGAUGUGGUGAAGAAGCGGGUAAAGGCCAUCACCCUUGCCAUUGGAGACGGCGCCAAUGAUGUCGGGAUGAUCCAGACAGCCCACGUGGGUGUGGGAAUCAGUGGGAAUGAAGGCAUGCAGGCCACCAACAACUCGGAUUACGCCAUCGCACAGUUUUCCUAUUUAGAGAAGCUUCUCUUGGUUCAUGGAGCCUGGAGCUACAACCGGGUGACCAAAUGCAUCUUGUACUGCUUCUAUAAGAACGUGGUCCUGUAUAUUAUCGAGCUUUGGUUCGCCUUUGUUAAUGGAUUUUCUGGGCAGAUUUUAUUUGAACGUUGGUGCAUCGGCCUGUACAAUGUGAUUUUCACCGCUUUGCCGCCCUUCACUCUGGGAAUCUUCGAGAGGUCUUGCACUCAGGAGAGCAUGCUCAGGUUUCCCCAGCUCUACAAAAUCACCCAGAACGGUGAAGGCUUCAACACAAAGGUUUUCUGGGGUCACUGCAUCAACGCCUUGGUCCACUCCCUCAUCCUCUUCUGGUUUCCCAUGAAAGCUCUGGAGCAUGAUACUGUGUUGGCCAGUGGUCAUGCCACCGACUAUUUAUUUGUUGGAAAUAUUGUUUACACAUAUGUUGUUGUUACUGUUUGUCUGAAAGCUGGCUUGGAGACUACAGCUUGGACUAAAUUCAGUCAUCUGGCUGUCUGGGGAAGCAUGCUGACCUGGCUGGUGUUUUUCGGCAUCUACUCGACCAUCUGGCCCACCAUUCCUAUUGCUCCGGAUAUGAGAGGACAGGCAACUAUGGUCCUGAGCUCCGCACACUUCUGGUUGGGAUUAUUUCUGGUUCCUACUGCCUGUUUGAUCGAAGAUGUGGCAUGGAGAGCAGCCAAGCACACCUGCAAAAAGACAUUGCUGGAGGAGGUGCAGGAACUGGAAACCAAGUCUCGAGUCCUGGGAAAAGCGGUGCUGCGGGAUAGCAAUGGAAAGAGGCUGAAUGAGCGCGACCGCCUGAUCAAGAGGCUGGGCCGGAAGACGCCCCCGACGCUGUUCCGAGGCAGCUCCCUGCAGCAGGGCGUCCCGCACGGGUAUGCUUUUUCUCAAGAAGAACACGGAGCUCUGAGUCAGGAAGAAAUCAUCCGUGCUUAUGACACCACCAAAAAGAAAUCCAGGAAGAAAUAAGACGUGAAUUUUCCUGACUGAUCUUAGGAAAGAAAUUCCGUUUGUUGCACCCGGAGUUAAAACAUCUUUGUCAGAAAAGACUGGCGUCAGCAGCCAAAACACCAGAAAACACAUUUCUGUGGCCUUAGCCAAGCAGUUUGUUAGUUACAUAUUCCCUCACAGACCUGGAGUGUAGAGCGCAGGGGAAGCCAUCUUUUCCCUCCCAAUUUGUCUGCAGUGCUUAGGCUGACUUUUGUUUACGUUGUCAUGAAGCAUUCAACUGUGCUCUGUGAGGUGUGAAAUUAAAAACAUUAUGUUUCACCAAUAUUUAAACAUCAGUACUAGUUGUCCUGGGAGAAGGGGAAAGGAGUUUUAUGUUGCGUGAGAGGCCCAUCCUGUGUAAUCGGAGCAGGGCACACUUGCUUCCUGUUUGGUCAAGUCACAGAUUAAGUCCAACGGGCCACAUGCAGACUUCACUGUAGGCAGGUUGCUCUCCUGCUUUGAUUCCUGUUUCGUUUGUAUGAAGUUGGCAUAAACUUCUUGAUUGCAGUGAAAUCACAAAAAUCUAUUCCAGGGUGGUCAACCUGAGAACAUUUAUUUGAAUCUGUUUGCCGCAUUUCCAGCAGGGUGAACCCACUGAUGCUCUGGCAGAAUUUUCCUCACCCUCUCCAGGUGCACUCGGCCCAGUCCCACCACCGUGUCCAGGUGCCCCUCACCCCCACAUCUGCUGCAUGGCUGGCCAUGGUGCUCAGUGCAUGGCGGCUGAUGGGCAGCCAACCCAAACCCACGCCUUUCCUUGUUCCACUGCAAACUCAGAUACAGAUGCGAAAAAUUCCUUCUUCCACCACCCUUCUCGUUCUGUAAAGAAAAGAAAUAUAGCCUUUUCCGCAUAUAUUCUGAAUGUCUCCUUGCCUCUGUCUGAUGUGGGGCCACCCCGAAGGUCAGAGUGGUGGUGGAACCCUUCAGCACUCCGAAUACUCACCUCCCAACCUCCAGACUGCCCGGCCUUUGGCAUCCACUUAUAUUAGAGCCCACGCUUGUUUCAGAGCACAUUUUGGACUUUCACUGUUGGGAACUGAAUGAAUUUAUAACGUGCCUGUGCGACGCCGGAACGCACCUGUUGCUCUUAGCUUUAGAGGCAGAGGAUGAGUAAACCCAGUUGCAAGGUUAUAGGACAUCGAGCGGGGAGAACAAGAGGGCCACAGAAGUCUUCAGAAGGAGAAGGAAGGGCAUGGAGACACUGAGAGGAGGGCACAGAGGAAUCACCACCAGAUCUCUACAGUAGAAACUCUGAAAUAAGCCUGAGACCCAGACAAGUGUCCUGGUCAGCCAGUGUAUAUUAAAGCUUAAACAAGACCUUUACAUACAGUUUUAAUUGAAAAGAAUUCCAAACAUUUCAGGGAAACACCUUUUUAAAAAUAUACUGACGUGGUUUCCUUUCUGUAUCCCAUCGGUGUUAGACACAGGUACCUAUCGGAAUACGGCGAAUCCUGAAUUCUAAGACAAGGAAGGGAAGUGCUGAGUCACUGACUUUCCCAACUGCAGAGUCCCACACUGUAAAUCUGAACCAGAACCUAGAUGCCCUCAGGCAUGAAUGUGAGCACCUGGAGCCCUUAAUAAGCAGCCUGCCUGGAGCCCUGUUCUCUGCUCUGCUUGCAAACCAGAUUUUGGAUGGCCUAAAGACUCUGGCAACUGUUACUGGUGAAAAUGGGAGUUCAGAGCAUGUUUUGGAUUUUCACUGUUGGGAACUGAAUGAAAUUAUAACGUGCCUGUGCCGCGAAGGAGCACACCCACCACUCUUAGCUGGAGAGUCAGAGGAUGAGUAAACCCUAUGGGGAUGAACGUGCUUAAUUAGGAAAUAAGACAUUUGUACGCUUUGCUUCCUAACCCUUCAUUAUCAGAAAUCUACAACUUAUUGGGCAUGGAAAUAAUUUAAAAUACGAUUUGCAUUGACUAAGAAAACCAGUCUUUACCUGUGAGGUGACCGGAAUGCAGAGAGGGCCUGAGGGGCAGCAGAACAAUGUAAUUCACGUUGCUGAGGCUCCCAAAAGGGCCGUUUCUUUCUCCCCAAGGUGCGUAAAGCAUUUUUAAAUACUAGAGCACCCAGCAAGACUGAAAGACUGUCACGCAGGAGCUAGGACACGAAAUGUGCCUGUGACUAACACGACAGACCCAGAAAGGUGAUGACCAAAAUAUCCAGAGGAGAAAUGAAAACUGGAAUUGAAUGUGAGUUACGUGUCGUAACUGUUAAUGCUUGGUUGUGUUUGGGAACUAAGCCUGUUUGGAAAGAGUGGAUUAAAACCUCAGUUUUUUCUCAGCUCUGUCUUGAACUUGGAGCCUUCCAAAUCAGAACUAUGAAUUUAAGUGUGUGUUUGUGUUUGGGGGUUUUUGUUUUUAUUUCUUAGAGUUCAUAUUUUUUCUGGGAUUUAAGUAUACAGGUGUAUUUUCCUAUUCACUUGAGAAGUAGACUAAACAGGCUUUGCAAUGAUGACACAUGCACACGGAGGAACACAUUAGAAGAGGUGCUUUUCUGUCCUCUCACGUGGUUGAGCAUUCUUACAGCUGAACAACUAAAUUGGUUUUCUAGGAGGAGCAGCUGUCACUGCAUGUGAUGUAUAAUAUUUAGCCAGGGCCGACUCGGGGGCUCAGUCAUUUGUCCUAUCUUUAAAUUGAGGUCAGAGUGUCACACACAACCCCUCCCCUGGGGCAGGGUGGACUGGCCUAAGUUGCAUACCCUGGCUGUCAGCUCAGAGAAAAUGCCACAUGGUGCUUGUCACUCUGCCACACACUGACUCCCGGGCUGGCAGGUUACACUUGGUUAGUCCUCCAGGGCCAGACUCUGGAUUGAGCUAAACUGGCAGAAUCCACUCAGACCGACCCUUGGUCUACUGCUGUACACAGCCCACUCCUGCGUCGAGUCUGUUUUGUCCUGGAUGUCCCUGCAAAAGGAAGAGACCAGUUGUGCUCUGAGCUUAGUUCUGGGUUUCCACUGCCCACUGACACCUGCCAGCAAGGGUAGCUGUGGAAACAUACACCAGGAGAGCAGGGUAGCCUGGGUAAAUACUGCAUGCUGAUCAGAACAGGCUCAUCGUCAUUUAGGAGUAGAGCUGAUAGUCUGCCUCAAUGCAGACUACUCCAGGCUUCUUGACCAUGGUUAUGUUCCCCCAUCUCCCAACACACACAUGCACACAUGAAAACAAAAGCAUGGUAACUCUUGGUUCAUUCGGUACACCAUACAAAAUGUGCUUUGGAGAGAGAAGAGCUAUUUCUUUGACACUAAUGGAGGAACAGCCCGAGAAGUGAACCUGGGCUUUGGGAGAACUCUGCUGAGAUUCUGUUGACAUUUUCCUUUCCUUGACAGGCUUCAGAUCUGUCUUUCUAUAGGGAGCUGGCUGUGAAAAUCAGUAAUAACUUCUCAAGCGUGAAAAAUGGGGGGGAAAGUGAGUCUGGGUAACUAAUGUCUUAUAAUGCAUAUGUAUGUAAAUAUUACAGGCUUUAACGUUGAAUUUUUUAAAAAGAAAGCUAUAGUCUGUAAUUUCCAUUUGUUAUAAGACCUUUAAUCUUGUUGUUUGGAACCAGACAGCAUUUUUAUCAGGUACUUGUGUUCCAAGGGAUUUAUGUCUUAAAGCACAGCUGAAUUGGAUGUUUGCAAAACUCUGCUACGGGAUAAGGUGGUCUUUAGUUUUGAAUGUGUGAAAGGACUGCGUACUCUUCAACCAGGUUUGAGUUACUGCCCAGGGUCAUUGUCUCAAAGUAAUUCAAGGAGUGAUUUAGCUUCAGCAUUUGAAAUGUAGCCUUUAUCUCCUGGGAUCCAUAAAAAAAUGUAAACAGGGAAAUGGUGGCUAAGCAGAGCCUGAAAUAAUAACUUAGCAAAGAAAUGAGUUUAUCAGAUCGAGUCAAAAGAUGGCAUCCCCCUAUUACACUCUAGAAAUGCUUUCUUCGUGUAAAUGUUUACACGCACAUAUGUAAUAAUGCGGACAGUUAAAGCCCCCUGCCAUCAAAAACAGAAAGUCAGUUGGCUUUGUUGUUGGUUCUUCAUUGGCUCAAGGCAAUUAACUGUCUCAGUGUAGCCUUGGGGGAGAUUAUUUAACCCCAUCAUAGCCAUUUUUCCAUCUUGAAGGGCAAGAAGGACCAUUAGAAGGUUUUCAGCGGGUUUCGGAAGUGAGGGCUCCAGACCCCAUCAUUAGGUACUCUCGAAAGGAGCAGAACGGCCAUAUUCGAUGUGUUGUACUCUUCAUUUAGUUUUUUUUCUCAGCAUCCCAAAUUGUCCAUCAGUACAUUCCCGUUCACCUUACCCGAUCUUCAUUUAAUGCCCAGUUUCUAACUAAUGCUCUGUUUAAAGCUCUCUUAAUUUGUUGGAUAUGAGUGAUUUGUGAAUCCAGCAUGUAACCCUGAGCAAGGAAAAAAGGGAAUUAAGCCAGCAUAAAUCUUAAUGGGCAGAAGCCACAAACAAAUGGGAGCAAGAAAGAAGGCUUUGCUCCCCUGCGCCCCACCACACGUAUAAUCCAGUGUUAACCUCCGAGGAACACCUCUGCUCUCCAGACUGAGGAGAGACAAAAGAGUGAUUCUUUUUACACCCAGCCUGGCGCAUUUUCAAGUGACAAUCUCGGGCCCUAGUUGCCUUUGAGACAUCCACUCUGCUCUUUCUCCCAGGCCUCAGCCCAAGAAAAACAUGCUCUCAAGAUUAGCCCAUAGGCAGUUCUUGUGACCUGGCUAAAGAAAGAAAGGAGACCUGUUUGUUUUAAAAGUCAAGCGCAAAGUGUCAGGUGGCUUUGAUUUAUGACAGAAAGAGGAAGAAGAAAGUUGGAAGAAUAGCACUAUCCAAAUAACCCUGCCCAGGAAACUUGGGGGUCAAGAGAGCUUAUCAAGAGCCUUUUAUAGGUGAGCUCUUCCGUGUGAAAGAAAAAAGGCCGGAAAGAGGGAGAGAGGCCAGAGAGCGGGCUGCCAACUCACUUCCAGUGGGAUUGGAGAGUGUUGUAUUCUUAGAGAUAACCUGGUAUGUGGUUAUAGGUGAAUCAAUAAAUAACUAAAAAAAAAAAAAAACAGAAAAAGAAAACCUGUCGUGGAGUUUCUUUCCUUCCCUGCACAGUAAAUACUUUGGGGUUUUCAUGGAUAAAAUCAGUGUUAAGUACUGUAACUCUUACUCUCCUCUCCCACCCCGCUCUCUCUCCCCCGUUGCCCGAGAUGGCCAAGUUCAGGCCUGUCCCAUGCCGCUUCCCUCUGAGCCUCCCUCUCAAGGGCCAUGCAGGCAGCUGCAGCAGGGCCAGCUGUGGGAUGGGGCUGCAGGUCACUGAAUUGCCGUUCAAAAGCAUCAUCUUUGUGGCGUCUUUCUCAUGCGAGCAAAGCCAUGUGCUCUCCUGUCUGCUGUCACAUCUGUGCCUGGAUUGCUUAAAUAUUGUUUGCAAUGGGGAGGUUUUAAUCUGGUUAUGCAGAAGGAAGCAGGGCUGUGGGGACAUGUUUAAUUGGCUCCCAGCAGAGUGGUGAGCACUUCCAUGGCGUGUGGGGUUUUUUGUUCCCUCCCUCUAGAAGUGUUACCAUUUUCACGUCCUAUUAAUGUCCUCUGGUUGUUAAAUUACAGCAGCACAUUAUAGUGCACUGGGUUCCCUCCUGGAGUGAAUACAAAUGAAGGGCAUCUACUUGUAUUUUUAGAAGUUUUGGGAUAAUUUCGUGAUUUGUGGCUUUGAUCAAUCCUGUUGACUGGUGUAUGUCUGCGCAAACCUGUUUCAAAUAAAUCUUUUGUUAAAGUAA
This is a messenger RNA of Callithrix jacchus (white-tufted-ear marmoset), 9627 nucleotides long. The record is from RefSeq and is a predicted model, not a curated record. Lineage: Eukaryota; Metazoa; Chordata; Mammalia; Primates; Cebidae.